AGGCUCCUUCUCCUUGACAGUUUCCUUUCAAAUCUCCUCCUGAAUUAAGUUGAGUCUCAGUUCUUCCUCUCAGCUCACAGAUGAGUGCUGCAAAUGUUGAAGAGAGUUCCAUGGGCAUGCUGCAGAGGACAGACCUCACUGCUGCAGACUGCCUGCAGGAGGGAGAAAUGGGUAAAAAAAUCCAAGGAAAAUGUCUCAGAAUCAUCUCCACUGAGUCUCGUGCUAAGCUUUACUGCUGCUAUGGAGUGAUCAUGGUCCUCACUAUAGCUGUAACUGCUCUUUCAGUUGCUUUGUCAAUGAGAAAUAAAAACCCAGUCAUGGAAAACCGUGAACCUUGCUAUACCGCAUGUCCAAGUGGCUGGAUUGGAUUUGGAAGUAAAUGCUUUUAUUUUUCUGAAGACAUGGGAAACUGGACCUUCAGCUUGUCCUCCUGCAUAGCAUCAAGUUCCCAUCUAGCACUGUUUGACAGCCUGGAGGAGCUGAAUUUUCUGAAGAGAUACAAGGGGGCUUCUGACCACUGGAUUGGCCUGCACAGAGCAUCAACACAGCACCCUUGGAUAUGGACAGACCACACUGAGUAUAACAACUUGGUUCUCACGCGAGGAGGAGGAGAAUGUGGCUUCCUGAGUGACAAUGGGAUCAGCAGUGGCAGGAGCUACACACAUAGGAAGUGGAUUUGUAGCAAAUUUGCCAGUAGUUGUAAAUCUAGAGUAGGAAGUGUACCAAAGCCUGUGUGAGAAUCAGAUGCUCUAUGACUUGUUAUCUACAGUUGGUGCUCUGCUCCUAAUCAACCAAAACCAUUAUCAAAAUCCAGCAAUAAUCACAUUGGCAGCCAAGAUGAAAAUUAGUUUAGAGGAGUGUUGGGCACCGGACAUAGGAGAAUAAAGGGAGUAGGAGAAAACCUGAGUCCCGCCAGAGUUCCAGUGCUCUGGGCAGGCAUACUCAGGAGUACUGCUGCAAGCUUUCAACGCGGCCCCGGGUGGGUAUCUGACUGUGGGAGACACAGAACCCCAGCCCGCGGGGAUUGGGGUGUGUGGACAAGUGGCAUCCUGAGGUCUCUGAGCCUCAUGGAUGCCAGAGAUAACAGGUUGUCAGUCUCGGGCAUCCCAGACACCGUUGGACACUGUGUGACAAAGAGCUGAGUGACAAAGUGGGAGCCCUGGGAGCACCUUGGCCAUCCCCAGGGCCAAAGGGAGGAGAGGGCAGGGGGAGAGGGGAUCCCAGGUGGUUCACACACAGGCGAGAGUCUCAUCUUUUUUGAGAAUUCCAUACGUGUAUAUGGCAUUUGAAUUUUACUCCUUACUAGAUUCUUUUCAGAUCAGGAAAAAUUGGUAUUGAACACCUUCAAAGUAUUUGAUCAUUAAUCUUGUCAUCAUUUACACACAUAUAAAUUUUAAGGAAAAAUAUUAACAAUUUUCAGAGCAUGUGCUACACUAAACUGAUGAGUCCCAAGGAGGACGAAAUAACAGGUCACAAGCAAUUCCUCAGUUAACUGUUUUUUCUUACUUUAUCUAUGAAUUUAACCUUCUCAUGCAUGCUAGGCCAACACUGUGCUAUUGGCACUAUCCUUCUUUUGUAAAUUUUAUUUUAUAACAAGGUCAAUAUGGAAGUGCUAGAUGGAGGUGUCAAUUCCCAUCUAGGACUUCCAUGGCUCCAAAAUUGAAGAUCCUGAGUUACUAGAUGCUGCCAUCCUGAGAGGAAGCUCUACAGUGGAAACUCAAGGGUCAUGUGAAACUGAGAGACACAUGUAUUUGCUUUACCUGCAUUAUGACAGAAUUUUCUGAAGAGAUAUAAGGGGGCUUCUGACCACUGGAUUGGCCUCCACAGAGCGUCAAGACAGCAAGCACCCUUGGACGUGGACAGACAGUACUGAGUAUAACAACUUGUACGUUUUCAGAAAACUUUUCCUGGAUCCACAUGUUGGAAGCAUAAAACCAUCUACAGCAAGUUGUCUGUGAACUUCAAAAUGCACUGUACACAUUACAAAAACACAUAGCAAACACCCAAAUAUAUUUUGAAAUUACAAAGAUAUUGGUGUGAAGAGAUGGCUCAGCGGUUAAGAGCACCAAUUGCUCUUCU
Molecule: messenger RNA, 2079 nt
Organism: Mus caroli (Ryukyu mouse)
Lineage: Eukaryota; Metazoa; Chordata; Mammalia; Rodentia; Muridae
Product: C-type lectin domain family 2 member H
Cellular component (GO): external side of plasma membrane
Molecular function (GO): natural killer cell lectin-like receptor binding
Source: RefSeq, a predicted model, not a curated record